AUGACGGACGCACGGUCCGCCUCAGAGGAUGAGAUCAGCUGUGCGAUGGCAUUGCAAGGGGCUCUAGGUGAUGGUGCGAGAAAGUUUGGGGCGGCAGAUAUUCGCAAGCUCGUCAAAAAUGGCUACAUCAAUGACGGCGAUCUGCAAGUCGCCACAAGAGAGGGACUGGAGAACUGUGAUCUGUGUCCAGCGCACGUCGACUGGAUCACAAACAGGGGCGCCACAGCAGGCGCACAUAGCCCGCAGAAGCCCCGAGUCCUCUGGGUGUCCCCCAAGAAGCACGCGCGAAACCGGCCCGGCCAACGCGGGACCGCAGUGCCCAAGAGAGUGCUGGUGGAUCCUCAAGGCUAUGUGCGCUACAACGACCUCGCUGCUGCCCUGGGAUUCCACUGGACCAGCCCCCGGGUGAUUUACCUGGGGGAUGAUCUAGUCGUGGCGAGCCGGCGGGGGGCGGAGGACAUUUUGGUGCACAUUGACUGGGAGCUGCUGAACAACAUGGGGUGCGACAUCAACAACCCCCAUCGAACUCUCCUCCACCGGUGCGCGCGCCCCAGGGGCUAUUGCAGCUGGCUGAGCCUAGUGAUGGAGUGGCAGACCUGGUUCCUGCUGGUGAGCGGGGGAGCGCUGACUCAGCUCAUCCAGGGGUUCAUGAACCGCGCGAUGCUGCGCGUCUUCUGA
Messenger RNA from Coccomyxa subellipsoidea C-169, 678 nucleotides. RefSeq lists its product as hypothetical. The transcript has 4 exons. The coding region runs from base 1 to 678 and encodes 225 amino acids. The record is from RefSeq and is a predicted model, not a curated record. NCBI's taxonomy places the organism in Eukaryota, Viridiplantae, Chlorophyta, Trebouxiophyceae, Coccomyxaceae.